Molecule: messenger RNA, 6047 nt
Organism: Branchiostoma belcheri (Belcher's lancelet)
Lineage: Eukaryota; Metazoa; Chordata; Leptocardii; Amphioxiformes; Branchiostomatidae
Product: host cell factor-like
Exons: 38
Coding region: 81-6047 (1988 amino acids)
Biological process (GO): regulation of DNA-templated transcription; chromatin remodeling
Cellular component (GO): histone methyltransferase complex
Molecular function (GO): protein binding; transcription coactivator activity
Source: RefSeq, a predicted model, not a curated record
UCAUUUGCAUAGAUUUGUGGAGGCGAAACGCCGUGGCUGUAGAAACCCCCGCCCACCCCCAGCAUUGUGGGUAGCUCAAGAUGGCGGCUCCCGUCCUGAAGUGGAGGCGUGUGACGGGCACAACCGGCCCGACGCCGCGGCCUCGGCAUGGCCACCGUGCCGUUGCUAUUAAGGAUCUCAUGGUUGUAUUCGGGGGCGGCAACGAGGGCAUCGUGGACGAAUUACACGUGUACAACACAGCCACCAAUCAGUGGUUCGUGCCGGCGGUGCGGGGUGACAUACCCCCGGGAUGCGCCGCGUACGGCUUCGUGUGCGACGGCACCCGACUCCUGGUGUUCGGGGGAAUGGUGGAGUAUGGCAAGUACUCGAAUGAACUAUACGAGCUGCAGGCCAGUCGCUGGGAGUGGAAGAGACUAAAGCCCAAGUCGCCCAAGAACGGUCCUCCCCCCUGCCCGCGCCUGGGCCACAGCUUCACCAUGUGCGGCACCAAGGUCUACCUGUUCGGGGGCCUGGCCAACGACAGCGAGGACCCCAAGAACAACAUACCAAGAUACCUGAAUGAUCUAUACACGCUGGAGUUGAAGCCCCAGUCAGACGUGCGAGCGUGGGACAUCCCGCAGACGUACGGCACCCCUCCCCCACCCCGGGAGUCCCACACCUGUAUCUCCUACACCGACAAGGACGGCAAGCGGCCCAGGCUCAUUAUCUACGGCGGCAUGAGCGGCUGUCGCCUGGGGGACCUGUGGCAACUGGAGAUAGAAACGAGCUCGUGGACAAAGCCCCUUGUGAACGGCAUCGCUCCACUCCCUCGCAGUCUGCACUCUGCUACACAGAUCAGUCACAGAAUGUUUGUGUUUGGCGGGUGGGUGCCGCUGGUGAUGGACGACCAGAAGGUGGCCACGCACGAGAAGGAGUGGAAAUGCACCAACACCCUGGCCUCCCUCAACCUGGAAACGAUGACAUGGGAGCCCCUUGCCAUGGAAGUGUUUGAGGACUCGGUGCCACGUGCCCGCGCCGGACACUGUGCCGUGAACAUCGGCAGCCGGCUGUAUGUGUGGAGCGGGCGGGACGGCUACAGGAAGGCUUGGAACAACCAGGUAACACAAAACUACACUUUUGUUGUAACAAAAACUGUUCAAAUGUGUUUCCGAUUCUCACACACCCUGGAGGUGUGCUGGGGGGCCAUACAGACAGCGGAUGCGUAUCUGCUGCAGCUGCAGAAGUACGACAUGCCGCCCGCCCAGGCCGCCACGCUGCCCAACGCGGUCAGUAACCCCGCCAUGGCCGCCGCCCCCGCCUCCGCGCCCCUACAGGCCGGCGGCAGUACCGCCAUGGUCCGCCAGAUGUCCUCGGGGGCAGGGCCCGUCACUGCCGGCAUCAUGAAGGCACCAGGGCUGCAGCCAUUACGGAUGCCCACUCAGACCACCCUGGUAGGCACGGCAACCACCGCCAUCCCGCAGCAGUCGCCUCCGGUGCGGGGUCGGGCCCGGGUCAAGUCUCCUGUUGCCGUGACGAUGGCCAGCAGCCCGAGGAUGGCGACCAGCACCACCAACCCUCGCAUCCUCACCACUACCACCUCUCAUGGGACCCUCCCGUCUGGCACAGGCAUGAGUGGAAUCCAGGCACUGGCGGCGGCUGCAGCGGCCACCCAGAAGAUCCCGGCUAGUCCAUCAGGCACCACCAUGAGGCCCCAGCUGUCCACAACUCACACAGGCACCCCUGUCACCCUCACCCUCGCCUCGGGGGUCAAAUCCACCCCCAUUAUGCAAUAUUUUUCAAACCAGGUGAACACAGCUGCCACCAGUAUCCUGAAGACGGCUGCCCAGGCGGCGCAGGCCGGCGCGCAGCAGCAGCUGCAGGGCAAACAGAUCAUCACGGUGCACAAGUCCGGCGCCGUCACGCUCACACCGCAGACACAGGUGGUCACCACCGUGGUGGGCGGAGUCACUAAGACCGUCACGCUGGUCAAGUCUGUCCCUGUCACGCUUCAGGGAGGGAAAGUGACCUUGAUCCAGACCAAGCCCCUGAGCUCCACAGGCAUGGUGCUGGGCACCUCCCAGCAGGGGGCCGCACCUGCAGUCAACACCAUGGCACGGCAGCUGGGGCAGCUGCAGGCAAAAGGUCCACUCCCCCAGGGAACCAUCCUGAAAGUCAUCAGUACCACAGCAGGAGGGAAGACAGCCUACAUCACCACUACCACUCAGGCUGGGACCACGAAAGGCGCGACGAUCAUGGGCAUCAGCAGCGUGACCCAGCAGCCUGUCGUCACCAUCCCCAAAACCAUCAUCAAGACAGUCCCCGUGUCCUCCGUCAUGUCCAGUGUGGCAGGGCAGGGUGGAGCCACGGGCGGGGCCACCCCCACCAAACCCACCAUCAUCGCAAUCACCACUAAGGCGGUCUCUGGGGUGGCAGGUAUGACCACAGGGACCACCACCAAGCUUCCAUCCACCUACAUGGUGAAGAACCCCACCAGCCAGGGCAGCACACAGCAGGUGGUUCGAACCGUCACCACCACCCUGGGGGUCACCCCCAUGGGCACCGUGGUGCGGACCGUGACGUCACAGAUGCAGCCCGGCGUCCGGAUCAUCACCGUGCCAGCCUCCAGCAUCACCACGACAACCACACCGACUGGACAGGUCCAGAGGAUCGUGGUGACGCCCGUCACCAGACCGAGUGCUGCCCUGCAGGGGAAGACGGGAACCAUCACCAUUGUCACACCAGCAGGUACCUCUGUCCCAGCAUCCACAAUAAUCUCCUCCAGCAGUGCCGGGGCGACCGCAGGCACGGCACGACCCAUCACCGUGUCCGUCUCCAACCUGCCCUCCGCAGCAAACGUGCCAGUUACCAUGACGACCGCACAGGCAGCGUCGGCCCUGUCAGGAGCCAGCAGCAGCAUCACACCGGCGGGCAUCACGCUACAGAGUUUGUCCACACCAACAGCAACGACAGAGAUGAAACAGAUAAUACAGAACACACAGGCCAUCACACCUGCGACCUCCACUGUGACCUCAGUAGCUGCCUCCUCCACGGAGCAGGGCCAGCAGCAGCCCAGCUCCGAGGAGCAGCAGCAAGUCGGACCCUGCGGGACUAUCCAUGGCUGUGGUACUGAUGACGAAGAUGAGGAUGCAGAGAAACCCAAGAUCGGCCCAUGUGGAACUAUCCAUGGCUGUGGAACUGAUGAUGAGGAUGAUGAGAAGUCCAAACCCAAGAUCGGUCCAUGUGGCACUAUACAUGGCUGUGGAACUGAUGACGAGGAUGAUGACAAGUCAAAGCCUUCAGAUGGGCCCAAAAUCGGGCCUUGUGGCACCAUCCAUGGGUGUGGUACAGACGACGAAGAUGAUGACAAGUCAAAACCAUCAGAACAGCAAAAAAUCGGGCCAUGUGGAACAAUACAUGGUUGUGGCACUGAUGAUGAGGAUGAUGAGAAGCCGAAGCUGGGGCCGUGCGGGACGAUCCACGGUUGCGGCACGGAUGAUGAGGGGGAGGGCGAUGACCCUGCACCGUCCACCACGACACAGGCGGACCAGACGCAGGAAGCCAUGGACACGUCAGCGCCGGCCCAGCCACAGACCUCAGCAACAACGGCAGCAACAGCAGCAGCCAGUCCUACAGCAGUAACUUCACAAGCCACACCCAUGGAGACAGGGCAGGCGGCAUCGUCCUCUGUAGAACAGAUGGACACCACACCUGCACAGACACCUGCAGCCACAACAGCUGCAGCUGUAGCAGAAGCAGAAACCCUAGCAGCAGCGACCACGUCCAGUGUCCCAGCGCCCUCCCCCUCAGCGGUGGACGGUGCGGCCGCCGUCCUGGCCACCCUGGCAGACUCCACCACCACGCCCGUCUCCGCCAGCCAGGCAGGGGCGACGCCCGUCAACAACGGCGCCGUGGCACCCGCCCUGCCCGCCAACGUCACCACCAACGGGCUCGGGCCGACGGUGGUGAAAACUGAGCCUGAAGUCAAGUCAGAGGACCAGAAGUCCGUGGACGCCUCUUCCAAAACCAUCCUGACAGGGAAGCGGGAACACAACCAGUGGUACGACGUCGGGAUCUUCAAGGGUACCUCGGCCACCGUGCAGUACUACUACCUGCCUUCUGAAAACAACCAGAAGGGAGAGGAUGACAUUGACGUAGUGAACGUGCCAGACCACAGCAUGCUGAAGAAACAGGAGCUCCUGUCCGGCACGGCAUACAAGUUCCGUGUGGCCGGCAUCAACGCCUGCGGCAGAGGGCCGUGGAGCGAGAUCUCCGCCUUCAAAACCUGCCUGCCGGGCUACCCAGGGGCUCCGUCAGCCAUCAGGAUCAGUAAAAGUACAGAAGGAGCUCACCUGUCCUGGGAGGCACCUGCCAACACUGCGGGGAAGAUCCUAGAAUACUCCGUCUACCUGGCGGUGAAGAGCACCUCUGCCUCCACGCCAGACACCAAGCCCCUCACGCCGUCACAGAUGGCCUUCGUCAGGGUAUACUGUGGCCCCAGUGCCUCCUGUACCGUCACCACCAGUACGCUGUCCAACGCUCACAUCGACUACACCUCCAAACCUGCCAUCAUCUUCAGAAUCGCAGCCAGAAACGACAAGGGCUAUGGACCAGCUACUCAAGUAAGGUGGCUUCAAGACUCGUCCAAGGAUACUAAGGCAGCUAAGAGAGUUGCUCCCUCUGACAGUAAAUCUGGCACCAAGAAGGUGAAGACAGAAAAGGAGUCCCUCCCCACGGUCGUCAAGUUGGAGGAGGACUUCCUUCCCGUGGGGUCGGGGGAGUACCAGACGGUGGGGUCGGGGGUGGAGCUGCGGAGGGGCGAGCUUCUGACCGUCCACUUCGUGCGCGAGGUGACGAAGAUCCACACACAGGACCAGGAGACGGGCGCAGAGUUCUACAUCCCUCUGCACUGUCAGCAACUGUUCGAGAGGCUGCCCAGAAACCCCAAACACGAUGAUAAGUUGUUCCUGGGAGCGGAGCCGCUGUUCCAGUGCGACCCCCUGCCGGAGAUAGUACGGUCCAUCGACAACUUCCUGUCCAGUGACGAGUACGGUACGCUGGAGGAGAACGACAUCGUCUACAUCCACGGGGUCGACCCUAAACUCGACCACUGGGGGAAACGGGUGAUCCUAGGUGUGAACCAGGACGGACGGGAGGUACAUAUCCACGAACACGAGUGUACCUGUUACAUGGUCUCCAUUCCCUACUGGAGACCCGAACACAUGACGGAGAUCACAAAACUAGACAUGCCACAGAGAGUACGUAUUCCCGCGGAACACUACACACAGGUAGGGAAGGAGAAGGUGCUGAAACUGUUGGAGCUCCAGGAACAGGAACAUUACGUGGUCACUAAGGAAGGCGUCAGGGACGUCCUGUCCAUACCUGCACAUCUGGACAUCAGAGUGAGCAUCAUGCCCAUGGCGUACCCCGGCGUGUUGCGGGGCCUGAAGUCCCUCCAGCCGUGCCUGAACCUGACCCUGAACGUGCGGGACGUCGGCCUGCCGCCCCUGCCGCCCGAGUACGACGACGUCCCCCUCCCGCUGCCUGACGCCAUGGAGUCGUGGAGGGAGAGCUGGGAAGGAAAACAGGAGUGCGAGGAUCUGUCCAAGACCGCUAACGACAAGCUGAAGGAGGAGAUGGCCCUGAUGCAGAACCACAUCGCCCAGCUCAAGCGGGACCUGGAGAACUCCGUCCCGAUCCGCCCGCCCGAGCCCCUGCCGCGCAACCAGCAGCCCCUGCCGCCGCCCAGGCCGCCCAAACCCAAGAACCUCAGAGGCGAUCCCAUCUCUCCCACAUCCCCAACAUCCCCCACAUCUCCAACUACCAAGUCUGAGAAGAAAGGCCUGAAGUUACUCAAGAAAAAAGUGCCGUCCUUCAACUUCAUGAAGGAUGACAAGACGGAGAAGAAGGAGAAGACCAAGAGGGAAAGCUCCGAACCUUCAGAAGAGGCCAAAGACGGUGCAUACGAAGACGUCGAAAAUGUUUACGACGAGUUAGACGACGUGAAGGCACAGGCUCGACUGAAGGAGCUUCGAGAAGAAAUUACCAAGAAAGAUGGGGUAUGUUACUGA